UCAAUCAAAAAAAAAUGUUUACGCUCGCUCUCACCAACCAAACUGAAAAAAGUUCAACUUCUGGUGCGAUCUCCAUUGCGCGUCCGUGAUUUUUGUGCAACUUUUAACCAGUUUUGUAGCUCAUUGUCGCUUCGAAAGCAAUGGUAUCGAUUGUUCCUUCCCGUUUUGCCGGUUUACGAAUAGAGGACGAUGAUGACGACUACGUAAAACCGAAACAACAGAAGCAGAAAAAUACAUUGAAUCAGAAAACAGCAACUCCCGGCAAUAAUCAGAAACAGGCCGGUAAUCAGCAAAGCCAGCAGAACAGUCAAAAGAAACCGAAACCGAAACCUAAAAAGCCCGCCAACGAAGCAGCACAAUCGGAGCAAUGGAACAAAUGGCAACAAAAAGACACUGAAAUAGUCGACAAUCAUUUUGAGAAGGAUUUGGAACAGGCUCUACUACUAUCGAAGCUCGAUUUUGAGGCUAACAAAGUGAAGUAUGAUAAAACCGAACGAGAAGCAAAGCAGUCUUCAAAGUCAAAAAAGUCUCGUCCUCUGUCGUUGCAACAGUUUCAGACAAAAGUGGACAAAGACACCGUGGAGAAGGAAGUGCAGAAGCAACGAAAGGAGGAGGAAAUUCAAUACAAUCGAAAGUUCACCUUUUUCGAGCAAAUCGACCGCGAAACGAAGCAAAUCAUUCAGAAGGAACAGUUCAAGGCGCUAGUUGCCAAUCGAGAGUAUAGCACUGAAAAUUCUCCCUCGGAAGAGGCCACAUCCAGCACUGAGCCACUUUCGGAGGAGGUAGUCACCGAAUUGGAUCUCCUGAAAGCGGAAAACUUUGCCCUAAAAGCGGAACUGGAAACGCUCCGGGCAAAGUACAAAAAAAUCUACUCCGUCCUGAAGAGUGGCGAAAUGAAGGACAAAACCGAACUGCUGGUCGAGAUAGAGAAGCUGAAAAAGACGCGAGAUGAUAUGACCGCCGAAAUGACGGCCCUUUACGCCCAGCUCGAGCAGGAGAAGUCCAAGGUGAGCUCGACGACCGGGCACGAGAAGGGCAAAGAGAAAAGUUCCGGCCGGAAGUCGGUCCGGUUCGAUGCUUCGUCGGAGGUGCAUAACGGUAAAGGCGAAUGAGCCGGGCGAGUGGCUGAAUUGAAUUCCUUAUUUUGAAUAAUUUUUCUUAAAUAACCUCAAUGAAGUGAAGAACGAUACUGAUCGUACGGUAUUUCAAAAUUUCCUUGAAUUUUUAAACCAGUAGCAAGUAAUUGAUUUUUAGUGCAAACGAAUAAAUGUAUAGAAUCUCCGAACAAUGAUUUAUUGGCCUUACGGGUGACUGGUAAUUAGACCAUGCUGUGGGCGACGUCUUCUCGCUUGUUCCAGGAACUUCUCGUAAUAAAAAUGUCCUUGGACAUAGAGUAUCAUCGUGCCGGUCACAUGAUAUAGGGGACACUCAAAGAAGAGAAUUGUUAGACAAAAGAAGCAACAAAUAAGGCGCGGCGAUUAUACUUUUUCCCAACUGAUAACAGAUAAAGACAUGAUCUCGAAAAAUUUUGUUGGAGACAAAACGGAGUCGAAUUUGUAGCGAAUAAUCGAUUUUUAUUGAACCGUAACUGCUUGAUGAUAGAUCUUCAACAGCUUUGCAGUGUUUACCGAUUCGAAGUUACCGCUCGAAAAUGGCAAUGCAUGGCUUACAA
This is a messenger RNA of Aedes albopictus (Asian tiger mosquito), 1672 nucleotides long. Its product is annotated as G kinase-anchoring protein 1-A. The transcript has 2 exons. Bases 141 to 1112 code for a protein of 323 amino acids. Gene Ontology annotation, cellular component: Golgi apparatus. The record is from RefSeq and is a predicted model, not a curated record. NCBI's taxonomy places the organism in Eukaryota, Metazoa, Arthropoda, Insecta, Diptera, Culicidae. Gene Ontology annotation, biological process: signal transduction.